Girardinichthys multiradiatus is the source of this 480-nucleotide messenger RNA. RefSeq names its product COP9 signalosome subunit 9 (gene cops9). The transcript has 3 exons. The record is from RefSeq and is a predicted model, not a curated record. The coding region runs from base 145 to 318 and encodes 57 amino acids. Gene Ontology annotation, biological process: negative regulation of protein neddylation. NCBI's taxonomy places the organism in Eukaryota, Metazoa, Chordata, Actinopteri, Cyprinodontiformes, Goodeidae.
GACCGAAUGUGGCGGGCAAACGUUUGAGGCGGGCUCAAUUAAGCGUCGCACACCGUUGUUUUGUUUACGAACCCCGGUGGGGGUUAGCCAGCUCUGUUACCAACAAACUGAGAGUGAUUUAAAGGACUGACGUUUAGUGUUAACAUGAAGCCUGCAGUGGACGAGAUGUUUCCUGAAGGAGCUGGACCAUACGUGGAUCUGGACGAGGCAGGGGGCAGCAGCGGCCUCCUGAUGGACCUAGCAGCCAACGAGAAAGCCGUUCACUCAGAUUUCUUUAAUGACUUUGAGGAUCUGUUCGACGACGAUGACCUGCAGUGAUCACAGCAUCUGAACAUCUUCGGGAUUCUGAAGACAUGUACAUAACAGAAAUGAAGAAAAUCGGCUUUUACUGCCUAUAAUUUCUCUUUUAUUUGUACAGCCUCUCUCAUAUUAGUGAUUCAGUACCAUAUUAAAAUAAAGUCUUUAUGUUUCCACAGAAAA